Molecule: messenger RNA, 2060 nt
Organism: Oryza sativa Japonica Group (Japanese rice)
Lineage: Eukaryota; Viridiplantae; Streptophyta; Magnoliopsida; Poales; Poaceae
Molecular function (GO): protein binding
Source: RefSeq, a predicted model, not a curated record
GGCCCAGUCCAGUUAAGAUAUAGGGUUAAGGUUGAGGCGGGGUAGAAGAAAGAGGAGAGAGUUCCUCAAGUUUUAGAAGGAUGGUUGUAAAAUACAAGAACUUGAUAGUAAUUUAUGGGCGGUGGAACGACCAAUGUUGAUAGCUCAGAGCACAACGAGCUAGGAGGCAGUGGUGUCUUUGAUGGUGAGGAGUCGUCAAAGACAACGGGAUGGGGACACCUCACCAUCAUCAGCUUGAGAAAUAGGAUAGGGAGGGAGGGUGAGGUCUGAUGAACCCCGCUGGUACUGUUGGCGUAUUCUAUAAUUGGUGAGGCAUAUAACAAUAUUUGUAUGUUAGUUGUUGGGGAGGAGGGGUAUCGGGCGGAGAGGUGGCGGCGUUCGGAGUGAGGAGCGAGAAAAUGAGUGGUUAGGGUUGGGCACUUCACGAAUCUCAAAGUGAUCCAACGGUCAAGAACCCCGCAAAAUAUUUAGGUUUUUUUUUUCAAACAGGUACUCAAAGUUAUUUUAGGGAGGAAGUGUAAGGACAAAUAUAAACUGGCCAUUGACAGAAAAAUAAUUAAAAAAGAAGAAGAAGAAAGAGGAAGAAAAGGGGGAGGGGGGAAGAGAGAGAAGCAGGGGGCGGGGCGGACAUGGAUCCCCGGCGGCGGGCGGAUUUGUCCGUGGGGUGGGCGGAUCUCCCGCCGGAGCUCCUGGAAGGAAUCAUGAAGCUGAUGAGCCCCCUGGAGCGUGUCACCGUCCGCCUCGUCUGCUCCUCCUGGCGCACCUGCGCCCGUGCCUCCUUCCCCUCCGACCUCGCCUUCGAGGCCCCGCGCCUCCUCCUCCGCCGCCCUGGGCCCCCCCGGGGACCUCUCGCCUUCUUCAGCCUCCGCCGCGCCGAGAUCCUCCCCUUCGCCCUCCCCGCCCGCCUCAGCGCCGCCCGCUGCUGCGGCCACAUGGGCGGUUGGCUCGCCAUGGCCUUGGACGACGACCGCGAGAUCGCCCUGUGCAGCGUCACGUCCGGCGAAUCCGUGGGCAUCCCUCGGCCCCCCGUGUUCCCGGUGGCGAAGGUGGUGCUGUCGGCGCCGCCCACCACGCGGGGAUGGGUGGUGGCGGUGCUGGGGCGGUCGGGCACGAUCGCGCUGCUGCAGCCGGACGCGGAGGGGGAGGGCGGUCGUUGGAUGGCGAUGGAGGACGGGGCGAAGCACGGAGGGUUCGAGGACAUGGCGAUCUGGCGCGGGCGGCUGUGCGCGCUGGGCGGGGACGGCGCGGUGGUGGCGUACCGGGUGAGCCUGGGGGCGCGGGUGGCGGCGGCGCGGGUGCUGCGGGCGGCGCAGCAUCCGGUGGGGUACGCGGCGGGGGCGGGGGGGCAGCAGCGGGUGCGGGGGCGGGUGUGUAUGUACCUGGUGGUGGACAUGUCGGGGUCGCUGGUGGUGGUGCAGAGGGAGUACAGCGUGCGGCGGGACGCGGUGGAGGUGGAGGUGGAGGUGUCCCGGUUCGCGGCGGAGGAGCGCAAGUGGGAGGCGGUGGAGGAGCUGGCGGCGGGGGAGGCGCUGUUCGUGGGGUCGGUGGUGUCGGUGGCGGCGCGGGCCACGGAGGGGUCCGGGAUCAGGGGGAACUGCGUGUACAUGGCGCGGAGGGAGGUGGAGUUGAUCGCGCCGCACGCCAUCGGCGUCUACUCCCUGGCCGACGGGGAGGCGGAUGGGUUGGCCAUCUCCGGCGGCCACUCGCUCGCCGCGGAGCCUGUCUGGAUCGCCCCCUCGCUCGCCUGAUCCAGAUUACUCCAGCUGCAACAGCAAUUUAUCAAUCAUGAAUCAGGAAUCGAUGAGAUCGUGUUCGAUCGUGUGUUCGUGCCGCCUCGCUUGCAAACCCAACAAUAAUUACUACUCCACUAGCUAGUAGUACUACUUGAGUUCACAACCGUGCUAGGCUUUGCUGUGAACAAGUGUGUUGAUCUGAUGGAUGCAGCAAUUUGCUGCUGUUGUCGUCAGUCUAAAUUUGUACUAGUAGCUGUUUGCAAUGCAAUAGAGAGUGUAUCGAUGGGACUAUCUAAUUUUGCUUAUAGCUGCUGCUGAUGCUUCAUA